AAGCGGGGGUAAGGCCCGGAAGUGCUCAUUCCUGAGGGGCGCGCUAGUGAAGGGAGGGUCAGAGGUCGUGGGGGCAGAAGGCGUUCCUUGCCUCUGUCCCUGUCGCUAUGUAAUGGUGGGACCGGCUUCCUCUGGCAAAUUCUAGAAGGCUCUUGGGCUCCAUUACGACUGUAGCCGCUGGAUUCCUAUUCUCUUGUUCAGGGCUCUGCCGGCUGAGCCGAGCCGCCGCUGCCGCCAUGUUUGGCUGCCUGGUGGCGGGGAGGCUGGUGCAAACAGCUGCACAGCAAGUGGCAGAGGAUAAAUUUGUUUUUGACUUGCCUGAUUAUGAAAGUAUCAACCAUGUUGUGGUUUUUAUGUUGGGAACAAUUCCAUUUCCUGAGGGAAUGGGAGGAUCUGUCUACUUUUCCUAUCCUGAUUCAAAUGGAAUGCCAGUAUGGCAACUCCUAGGAUUUGUCACGAAUGGGAAACCAAGUGCCAUCUUCAAAAUUUCAGGUCUUAAAUCUGGAGAAGGAAGCCAACAUCCUUUUGGAGCCAUGAAUAUUGUUCGAACUCCAUCUGUGGCUCAGAUUGGAAUUUCAGUGGAAUUAUUGGACAGUCUGGCUCAGCAGACACCUGUAGGCAAUGCUGCUGUAUCCUCAGUUGAUUCAUUCACUCAGUUCACACAGAAGAUGUUAGACAACUUCUACAACUUUGCUUCAUCAUUUGCUGUGUCCCAGGCCCAGAUGACACCAAGUCCAUCUGAAAUGUUCAUUCCAGCAAAUGUGGUUCUGAAAUGGUAUGAAAACUUUCAAAGACGACUAGCACAGAAUCCUCUCUUUUGGAAAACUUAAUUUGAAUAAAGUGAUUUUUAAUGGAUUUUGAAAUUUGUCAUUGUUUGAAGAUAAAUGACCCUGUUUAAUAACCUGAAGUCUAAAGAAUCAUGAUGUCUAAGUAUUGAAACUACAUAGUGACUGAAAAUCUUUAUAAAAAAUUACAAACAUUGAAAACUGAAAAUAUGUUUAUUAUUGAUUUUUUUCCCCUUAUACACGUUAGCUACUAUCAGAGGCAAACUUACUGUUCUAGCUACCAUUCAUUUUACUUAAAAAUAAGCCUAUUCACAGUAAUAGUACUAUGCCAA
Messenger RNA from Dipodomys ordii (Ord's kangaroo rat), 1117 nucleotides. It is a transcript of the gene Hikeshi, whose product is annotated as chromosome unknown open reading frame, human C11orf73. The transcript has 5 exons. Lineage: Eukaryota; Metazoa; Chordata; Mammalia; Rodentia; Heteromyidae. The record is from RefSeq and is a predicted model, not a curated record. Gene Ontology annotation, cellular component: cytosol; nucleus. Bases 237 to 830 code for a protein of 197 amino acids. Gene Ontology annotation, biological process: protein import into nucleus. Gene Ontology annotation, molecular function: nuclear import signal receptor activity; Hsp70 protein binding.